AUGCUGUCUACAUCAGUCUCCAACAUCAGACGUACCUUUUCUCCUUCUCCCUCUUGGAUGGUACACUCGGCACCACCUCCUGAUUAUCCGUUCACCUUGCGUUUUGCUUUGCGUCAAGGAAAUUUUCCAUCGCUCGAGAAGAAGCUAUUGGACAUCACCAAUCCUUUAAGUCCUCGCUGGAGACAACAUUUGGCAAAGCAGGAGGUUGAGGACUUCAUGCGGCCAACCAAUGCAACUCUGAGAGCGGUCGAUGCAUUUCUAUCAUCCUAUGGAAUAGACCUGCAUGCUGUUCAUCGCUCGCCAGCGCUGGAUUGGAUUAGUGUAAAUGUGACGGUCUCCAAGGCGGAGGCCAUCCUCAAAACCACAUACAUGUUAUACUCAAACGUCUACUCUGGGAAGAUGUUGCUGAGAUGCGCUUCUUACGACCUCCCGAACGAAGUCCACCCCCACAUUGACACCAUCCAACCUACAAACUACUUUGGGCCCCCCGGGGAACGGGAGAGUGACUCUUUUAGGAGGGACGGUCUUGGUCGUUCAUGCACGCAGCACUGCGUGGAUCCCCUUCAUCUCGCCUCGCCUCACCUCGCAAUGGCUCGCUAUUCGGUAAAACCUGUGCGACGGCGAAGCCAACCUGGCUCUGUUGAUCCACAGUAUCUCAUGUCGGUUUAUGGUUUUAUGAACUACACCCCGUCAUCCAAUCGAAAUCAGAUUGCAGUCGUCGAUUUUCUCGGGGAUCGUUUCAAUCUCGACGAUAUGAAAUCAUUCUGGACAAAAUUUGCGCCUUAUGCAAUGAAUAGUACACCGUCGAUCGAGAAUGUAAAUGGAGGAUCCUAUCCCCAAUACCCGGGAUCAGGUACUUAUGAAGGGAAUUUAGAUUUUCAAUAUGUCAGCGCCCUGACCGUAAGCAUGUGGCAGAAUUAUUCUUGGAAUCGUCCCGCUGCUGAAAUGUACUGUCUUCCUCAAGUAUCCAACAAGAACAGAUAUGACGUCCUAUUGUCUUCCUUGCUGGCCAAAAAGGACCGCGCGCUUCCGACCACAAUAUCUAUAAGCUAUGCGGAUGAUGAAAAUUCGAUCCCCAUUGAUUACGCCACACGAAUUUGUCAAAUGUACGCAGAGCUUGGCGUUCGGGGCGUUAGCGUCCUUCACGCAACUGGCGAUCACGGGGUGGGAGGGACUACGCCUUACUCUUGUCAGAAUACGGGAGGCAUUUUUGUACCGUCAUUCCCUUCAAGUUGUCCUUAUGUUACCGCUGUCGGAGCAACCCGCUCAUGGCCUGAAGUUGCGGCGGAUUUUAGCGGAGGAGGCUUCAGCAAUUACUUCGUGAGGCCUUCGUAUCAAGAUGAAGCCGUGUCCUACUACACAAGCCGGAUGAACGGUCGGUUUCAAGGCAAAUAUAACGAUCAAGGUCGCGCAUACCCCGACAUUUCUGCUCUAGGAAUGACCUAUCAAUGCAUUUUUAAUGGGACCUUUUUUGCUUUCGAAGGUACCAGUGCAUCUACACCCACAGUUGCUGCCAUCGUAUCGCAUCUGAACGACAUGACGCUUGUCAAACAGGGAAAACCACUCGGAUUCCUCAAUCCACUGCUUUACUAUUUGCGGGGCAGGGGUAUGAAUGAUAUCACUGAUGGUGGCAAUCUUGGGUGCAACACAGCGGGAUUCGAGGCCACAGACGGGUGGGACCCUGUUACAGGAUGGGGUAAGCGUAAUCAGUCGCUAUCAAACUGGAUACAGCACUACAUAACACAAACAGGUUCUCCCGAUUUCCCAAGCCUUGCGAACAUCAUAAGCAGCAUGAAUUCAACUCCGGGUGCCAGUGAGACGGUCGUCUCCAUGUUCCCCAGCCCUACAAAUUUGUCGAGAAGCGCUGCGCUAACUGUGGCCUCACCAUUGGUGGGCUCCGAGUGGACACUGAACGCAGCGUACUGCACAUUAUUAUUAUUUCUUUUAUGGUUCAUGUAA
Molecule: messenger RNA, 1959 nt
Organism: Cantharellus anzutake
Lineage: Eukaryota; Fungi; Basidiomycota; Agaricomycetes; Cantharellales; Hydnaceae
Product: peptidase S8/S53 domain-containing protein
Exons: 10
Coding region: 1-1959 (652 amino acids)
Biological process (GO): proteolysis
Molecular function (GO): serine-type endopeptidase activity; tripeptidyl-peptidase activity
Source: RefSeq, a predicted model, not a curated record